Scaptodrosophila lebanonensis is the source of this 609-nucleotide messenger RNA. RefSeq names its product guanine nucleotide exchange factor MSS4 homolog (gene strat). Gene Ontology annotation, cellular component: cytosol; membrane. Gene Ontology annotation, biological process: post-Golgi vesicle-mediated transport; small GTPase-mediated signal transduction. The record is from RefSeq and is a predicted model, not a curated record. The coding region runs from base 43 to 411 and encodes 122 amino acids. The transcript is spliced from 2 exons. NCBI's taxonomy places the organism in Eukaryota, Metazoa, Arthropoda, Insecta, Diptera, Drosophilidae. Gene Ontology annotation, molecular function: zinc ion binding; guanyl-nucleotide exchange factor activity.
UCCAGCUAUUUAUUAAUUGACAAUUCUGUUAGCCUGCUAAAGAUGACAGAAGAGAGUAAUUUUGCGGCCCAAAUCGAAAACGAUAGAAACAAAUUGAGCGUGCGUUGCCAGUUCUGUAAUUGUCUAAUGCUCAAAGCCAACGAGGGCAGUUACUGCGAGCAAGAAGUAGAUGUGCCGCUAAUGCAACAAAAACAGGACAGAAGCGCAGAGGCUCUGCAAACGGAGAAAUUGCGUCAUUUUUGGCUUAUCAAGGAUAUGAUGACGUUUGAAAACAUCGGCUUCUCCCACACCGUUGACGGCCGUAAGUUUCUGGUGUGCGCCGACUGUGAACGCGGUCCAGUGGGCUACCAUGAGCUGGCCAGCAAGUUCUGUUAUUUGGCGCUGGGCCGGGUAGUGCAUGGGGAUAAGUAGAUAGAAGAGAGAGAGAGAGAGUGGACUUCUGCUUUUCGCUGCCUACCCAAAUGCUGUAUAAUAAGUCUAAGGUAGCACAAAUAUUGCUAUUUCUAAUGUUUCCAGUAUGUAUUUUCUAUUAAGCUGCAAAUCAAUGUUUUUAACUUAAAUGUAAAUUAAUACUUGUAGUGAAAUUAAAAACAAAAAUGGUUUUUCAAA